Molecule: messenger RNA, 564 nt
Organism: Naegleria gruberi
Lineage: Eukaryota; Heterolobosea; Eutetramitea; Acrasida; Naegleriidae
Exons: 1
Coding region: 1-564 (187 amino acids)
Biological process (GO): endoplasmic reticulum to Golgi vesicle-mediated transport; intra-Golgi vesicle-mediated transport
Cellular component (GO): cis-Golgi network membrane; cytosol; TRAPP complex
Source: RefSeq, a predicted model, not a curated record
AUGAGUAAACUUGCAAAGGUCGGAGAACAGUCAUUCAACAAGAUAGACAAGAUCAACUCUGAAUUACUUGCCAUGACUUAUGGCUCUCUUGUAACACAAAUGUUGAAGGAUUUUGAAGAUGUUGCUGCUGUGAAUACACAAUUGGAAAAGAUGGGAUACAAGAUGGGUAUGAGACUCAUCGAUGAGUUCAUGUCAAAGAGUGGUUUAGGAUCGGGUGCAUGUCGGGAGUUUAAAGACACUGCGGAAUCUAUUGCUAAAGUUGCUUUUAAAAUGUUUUUAGGAGUGAAUGCCAAUAUCACCAAUUGGUCAAAGGAUCAAUCAGAAUAUAGUCUUGUCUUUGAUGAAAAUCCAUUGAACGAUUUUGUGGAAUUACCAGAAAAUAUCAAACAAAAACGAUUGUAUUAUUCUAAUAUUAUUUGUGGAGUUAUCAGAGGUGCUUUGGAAAUGGUUUUGAUGCGUGUUGAUUGUGAAUUUAGAAAAUGUCCAUUGUUAGGUGAUGAUCAAUCUGAAAUUCGUGUGAGAUUGAAGGAAUAUUUACGUGAAACUGUUCCAGCAGAAGAUUAA